CAGAGGUUUGUGCGAACUUAGGUAGCUGGUGCACACAUGGGACAUCAUCAAAGAGCCCAACCAGAAAGUCAGAGCUUGGAUUUGGAGUGCCAUACGGCUAUACAUUUAGAAGCAUGUUGUUGUAGUGAGGCAAGCAAAGCAUCCUUUCGUUAAAACAGCUGAUGUGGGCUUUGCCCCUGACAGAAGUUAUUUGGUUCUAGCUCUGAGUUUGGAAGAAGUUGGUAUAUAGAUUUUCCCCUAACUUUCAAUUGAUGUGUUUAGCUUUAGUGGGAGUAAUACUAUCACUUAAACCAUGUUGUCGUCUCAAGGAGUUUUGCUACAUCCAUAUGGAGUGCCAAUGAUUCUGCCGGCAGCACCAUACUUCGCUGGACUUGUUCAGGGUAAUCAGGAAGCUACAGCACCUCCUGACACAAUGGCACAGCCUUAUGCCUCAGCCCAGUUUGCUCCACCUCAGAACGGUAUCCCUGCAGAGUACACAGCCCCCCAUCCUCAUCCAGCUCCAGACUACACAGGCCAAACCACUGUUCCAGAGCACACGUUAAACAUGUACCCUCCUGCUCAGACACACUCCGAACAGAGUGCACCCGACACAAAUGCACAAACUGUCUCCGGCACAGCCACACAGACAGAUGAUGCAGCACAGACCGACGGUCAGCAACAGACACAAUCUUCUGAAAACACAGAAAACAAAUCACAGCCAAAACGGCUUCACGUCUCAAAUAUACCGUUCAGAUUCCGGGAUCCAGAUCUUAGGCAAAUGUUUGGUCAAUUUGGUAAAAUCUUAGAUGUCGAAAUUAUUUUUAAUGAGCGAGGCUCAAAGGGAUUUGGUUUCGUAACUUUCGAAAAUAGUGCUGAUGCGGACAGGGCGAGGGAGAAAUUACACGGCACCGUGGUAGAGGGCCGUAAAAUCGAGGUAAAUAAUGCAACAGCACGUGUAAUGACAAAUAAAAAGACCGUCAACCCUUACACGAAUGGCUGGAAGUUAAAUCCAGUUGUUGGUGCAGUUUAUAGUCCAGAAUUCUAUGCAGGCAGGGUGCUGCUGUGCCAGGCAAACCAGGAGGGAUCUCCCGUGUACAGUGCCCCCAGUUCACUAGUAUACACCUCCACAAUGCCAGGAUUUCCCUACCCUGCUGCCACUGCGGCUGCUGCGUACAGAGGUGCCCAUCUAAGAGGCCGAGGUCGCACAGUGUACAACACAUUUCGUGCAGCAGCUCCCCCCCCUCCAAUUCCAGCCUACGGCGGAGCAGUAUUGCAAGAGCCUGUGUAUUGCAAUAAGUAACCACAGGGUGGUUAUGCUGCCUACCGGUAUGCCCAGCCUGCCACUGCCACUGCAGCCGCCUACAGUGACAGGUAA
Molecule: messenger RNA, 1354 nt
Organism: Mesitornis unicolor (brown roatelo)
Lineage: Eukaryota; Metazoa; Chordata; Aves; Mesitornithiformes; Mesitornithidae
Gene: RBFOX1
Product: RNA binding protein, fox-1 homolog (C. elegans) 1
Exons: 12
Biological process (GO): regulation of alternative mRNA splicing, via spliceosome; nervous system development
Cellular component (GO): cytoplasm; nucleus
Molecular function (GO): mRNA binding
Source: RefSeq, a predicted model, not a curated record